UAAAGUCAACAAUGAGCAGCCGCCCUAUGGGUGGAAACAAUUGUGCAAAUGUUGAUAUAUGUUUCAGAUUUCGGAUUCCAGAUUUGUUGAUAGCGCAGCCCAAAAGGUAUAAAAGCACUUGGCCCACUGCCUCAAAUGUAGUUGGUUAGUUCCUCCUUAUAUAGAACAUGAUUGGAUCACAGUUUUUGCCACUGCUCUUGGCCAGUGUUUGGUCGCUCGAGGCAAAUCACACAUCAUCAGACAUCCAGCCUCGCAUCAUUGGCGGCUACGUCUCAGACAUAAGGGAUCUCAAGUAUCUGGUGCAAGUGUCGUCGGCUAAAGAGAUUUGUGGCGGCUCGCUGAUCACCACACGAUGGGUCAUCACUGCUGCUCAUUGUGUGGACAGAGUGCGCAUAGCUGAGUUGCGAGUCUAUGGCGGCACAUCGGAGCAGGGUGCUCAAAACGCCAUUCAGCGCUUGAUCGAUCUGAUCGUGAUACACCCGAAAUUCAACAGUAAGACAAUGAACAUGGACGUGGCCGCCUUGUAUCUCAACGAGGACAUGAGUGGUGGGCAAGUGGACACGAUUGCAUUGGCCACUCGGCCAGUGCCACCAGGCCGCCUGGUCAAAGUCUCCGGCUGGGGUGCGGUCAAUCCCAAAUCCUCGGAAACGGCACGCCAUGUACACAGUGUCAUCAUGCCCGUCUGGUCGCAUGCAGCCUGCCGAGCGGCCUACCGUGGCAAGCAAUUCAUCAGCCGUAACAUGAUCUGCGCAGCGAAGCCUUAUAAAAGGGACUCCUGUGACGGUGACUCCGGCGGCCCGAUGGUCUACCAAGGUGAGCUGGUUGGCAUAGUCUCCUUUGGUUUCCAAUGCGCCAGUCGCUUGCCUGGCGUCUACACCAACGUACCAACGAUAAGAAGAUGGUUUAUGGCCACCAUGGCAGAGUAUUCCUAACUUUUAGCUGGUUGCAU
This is a messenger RNA of Drosophila arizonae, 949 nucleotides long. RefSeq names its product seminase. Gene Ontology annotation, molecular function: serine-type endopeptidase activity. The record is from RefSeq and is a predicted model, not a curated record. NCBI's taxonomy places the organism in Eukaryota, Metazoa, Arthropoda, Insecta, Diptera, Drosophilidae. Gene Ontology annotation, biological process: proteolysis.